AUGAUUGGCAACGUCGUCUUCCCGGAAAACUACGGAUCCGUCAUUGCAGUUGCUCUAGGAGCGAUUCCUGUCCUUGGAUUCAUCCACGGCAGCAUCACUGGAAGCCUGCGCAAACCCGCCAAGGUCCCGUACCCGCACUCGUAUGCGACCGUGGAGCAAUGCAACAGCAAUGCUAAAGCAGAGCAAUUUAACUGCGCCCAGCGCGCCCACGCCAACUUCCUCGAGAACGCACCCCAGACGAUGCUCUUCACCCUCGUCGCGGGCCUCAAGUACCCCAAUCUGGCGGCUGGACUGGGUUUUGCCUGGCUCGUCUUGAGAUCGCUCUUCCUGUACGGAUACGUGUACUCGGGCAAGCCGCAGGGCAGGGGGAGAUACCUUGGUGGCUUCUUCUGGUUCGCACAAGCUGGACUCUGGGGGUUGACUCUCUUUGGCGUUGCGAAGCCCAUGAUUUCUUGGCUGUGA
This is a messenger RNA of Penicilliopsis zonata CBS 506.65, 462 nucleotides long. RefSeq lists its product as hypothetical. Gene Ontology annotation, molecular function: glutathione transferase activity; glutathione peroxidase activity. Gene Ontology annotation, cellular component: membrane; endoplasmic reticulum; nuclear envelope. Bases 1 to 462 code for a protein of 153 amino acids. Lineage: Eukaryota; Fungi; Ascomycota; Eurotiomycetes; Eurotiales; Aspergillaceae. The transcript is spliced from 3 exons. The record is from RefSeq and is a predicted model, not a curated record.